GCCCUUUGUUCAAGAAACGAAGUUUCCCGGAAGAUCGUUGUUCGUCGACAUGGUCGAAGCAAGAAAAGGGUAGAAGUGACAAUUAUGGUGGAUUAAUCAACUUCCUCCUUGUUUUUGUGACAUUUAUACAGUCAGUUUACAUUGCAGAUUAAAACAAAAAUUGUUAGAUUUAUAGUUUGACAAAUUUAUCAUGUUGCCAGACUGACUACGAAUUCUACAGAAAAUAACAAAAGUGAAACAUGGCUACAUCAGGGAAAGAAGUGGAGAUAUUCCGCUGCCUGGAGAGGGGACUCGUCGUCACUAUCUUCUUCUGCAAAAAGAGACCAGAAAAGAAAACAUUACAAGUGAAGCUGGAAACAAGACAACUAGUUUGGAUACGAGCUAUGGGGAGCAAACCUGACGGGACAUUGAACCUUAGAGAAGUUCGGGAGGUUCGAGAUGGCCGGAACAGCAGAGACUUUGACCGCUGGCCUGAGGAGGCCAGACGAUAUGACCCAUCACUCUGUUUCGUUAUCUUCUACGGAAAUGACUUCAAACUCAAGACGUUGUCUGUUGUUGCCACAAAUGCAGAUGAGUUCCUGAUAUGGAAGCUAGGACUGCAGAAGUUAGAGAAAAGUGCCAAAGAAGACCUGUAUCAGCUACAGCUAGAGAGAUGGUUGCGUCGAGAAUUUUACCUCAUGGAAAAAAUGGGUUCUGAUUUGGUUACGCUGAAAAAUAUGAAGGCUUGGAUGCCCAGAAUAAACUACAAAAUAUCCACCAAUAAGUUACGAGAUAAAUUUCAGGAGGUCUCCAGAAAAGACGAGAUCAGAUAUGAAGAAUUUGCUGCUUUAUUUCACAAACUCAUCCAUGUCCCGGAGAUUAUUACAAAUUAUGUUGAUCCUUAUUGUGAUGACAGUGAUAAUGAAAGGUGUAUCAUGCCAGAGAAAUUCCACAGAUUCUUAAUAGAAGAACAAAAGGAAAAUUUAGCAGACGGUUUGCUUGCUGUGAAAACUCGAAUGGUUAACUUCCUUGAGGAUCCUAUGAGACACAAGGGAAAUGUUUACUUCACAGCUGUUGAGUUUGAAGAUUAUUUAUUUUCCAAAGAUAACCAGGCAUUCGACACUAGCUAUGAUAAAGUGUAUCAAGACAUGACACACCCCCUGGCUCAUUACUGGAUAGCCUCUUCACAUAAUACAUAUCUAACGGGGGACCAGAUUUCCAGCGAGUCCUCUGUAGAGGCGUAUGUUCGUGUGCUCAGAAUGGGUUGUAGAUGUAUCGAGUUGGACUGUUGGGAUGGACCAGAUGGCUAUCCAAGUAUUUACCAUGGACACACCCUUACCUCCAAAAUCAAAUUCCUAGAUGUCUUGCGUGCAAUCAAAGACCAUGCAUGGGUUGCUUCAGACUACCCUCUGAUUUUGUCACUAGAAAACCACUGUGGCUUAGGACAACAAAGAAAUAUGGCAAUGGCCUUUAGAGAUACUUUUGGUAGUGAACUUUUGAUGGAGCCUGUAGAUGGUGACUUUAAGAAAUUACCUUCACCAGAACAGCUAAAGAGGAAGGUUAUUCUCAAGCAUAAAAAGUUACCUAGUGAAGGCAGAAAUGCAGAGUUGGUGGAAGUGAGAGUGGAUGAUGUGGCCAGAGAUGGUGAUGUUUCAAAUUCAGUGAAAACUGGUGUCAUGUAUUUAGAAGACCAAAUUGAAAACCAAUGGCACCCCCAUUUCUUUGUGCUGACUCCCACCAAAAUGUAUUGGACCAAAGAGACCAAUCAGGGAGACGAUGAGGAGGAGCAGGAUGACAACACAUCCACUACGGAGGUGGGGGAUAGGCCACAGGAUGAGCUUCAUUUCGGAGAAAAGUGGUUCCAUGGAAAGUUAGAAGGAGGUAGAAAGACUGCCAUAGAAUUGCUGAAUGAAUAUAGUUACCUUGGCGAUGGGACCUUCCUGGUUAGGGAGAGUGAUACCUUCAUCGGAGACUUCUCACUCUCAUUUUGGAGAAGAAAUGCAGUGGAACACUGUCGGAUUAAAUCUAAACAAGAUAUGGGCCAAGUCAAAUAUUACUUAAUAGAGACAACAUUGUUUGACAGUCUGUAUGAUUUAAUUACUUACUACCGUCAAGUGCCCCUAAGGAGCCCCAAUUUUGUGAUGAAGUUGACUGAACCAGUGCCUCAGUUGAAGAGUCAUGAAGACAAAGAAUGGUACCACGAUAACCUUAGUCGUGCCUCUGCAGAAGAUAUGCUGAAGAGGAUUCCUAGUGACGGGGCAUUUCUAAUCAGGCGGGGUCAAUCAGGAGACAGCUAUGCUAUCUCAUUCAGGGCUGAUGGAAAAAUCAAACAUUGUCGCAUUGAGCUGGAUGGAAGACUAUUUGCAAUUGGAUCUGCUCAGUUUGAAAGUUUGAUAGACUUGGUGAAAUAUUAUGAGAAAAAUCCCCUGUACAAUAAAGUCAAACUAAAGAUCGCGGUCAGCCAAACUCUUGUGGACACAAGAGGAGCGAUUCCACGCCAAAAUGAUGAAAGUUCUUCUACAGCAUAUAUAAAUCCCAAUGAGUUGUCUAAGAGUGUCCUCAAUGGGGAUGACCAGUUGUACGGUGAUGGAAUUUACCACCAACCAAACGAGAUUUUCCCUCAGACAAAGCUGAGGGUUAGAGCCUUAUAUGACUACACUGCCAGCCGAAGUGAUGAAUUAUCUUUUAGUAAAGGAACCAUUAUCACUAACGUCACUAAAACAGACAAUGGCUGGUGGCGAGGAGAGACCACCUCCAGCCGAGUACCCAUGUUGUUCCCCGGACACCUGGUGGAGGAAAUUGAAGAGGAUGAACCUAAUGACCAACAACCCCUGGGGACUCUCCAAAAGGGCUCUAUAGACAUACAAGGAUGCAGAACAGAUCGUAGCGGCCGUCCAGACAAACCCUAUACAUUCAAGAUUUUCACACGCACAAUGCCCAACCCAAUAGAGGUGGCUGUAGAUUCUGAGGAGCAAAUGAACCAGUGGCUGGAUUCUAUUGAUCAAUGCACCUCCAAAAUGGCAGGGGAGAAAAUGGAAGACAAGUUGAUGGAGAAGAAGAAGUGCCUUGCUAGGGAUUUGUCAGAUCUGAUUAUUUAUGCCAUAGCUGUGCCAUUUGACCAUGAAAAGGUGUUGAAGAAGAUGAGCCACAUAACAGAGAUGUCGUCCUUCUCAGAAGUGAAGAUCGAGAAGUACUGCUCACAGACUUACUCACAUUUCUUUCUACAUUAUAACAGAGUACAAUUAAGUCGCUGUUAUCCAAAGGGAGGUCGAGUGGACUCCUCCAACUACGACCCCAUGCCAAUGUGGAACGUUGGAUGUCAGAUGGUGGCACUGAACUAUCAGACGUCUGACCGCCCUAUGCAGUUGAAUGAAGGGAGAUUCCUAAAUAAUGGGAAAUGUGGCUACAUACUGCAGCCCGACAUCAUGAGGAGGCCAGAGUUCGACCCUUGUAACAAACAGUCUAUCCGGGAUGUUGAACCUUUGACCUUGUCUGUAAAGAUAAUUGGAGCGAGGCAUCUGGUCAAAUCUGGAAAAGGAAUAAUAAGCCCAUUUGUUGAGAUUGAAAUAGCUGGACUUGAAUAUGACAAGAAUAAAUUCAAGACAACUACAAUAAGCCCACCAAAUGGACUGAAUCCAAUCUGGAAGGACCAAAACAGUGGAAUCUUUGACUUGAUUUGUCCAGAAAUGGCUCUCAUUAGAUUUGUGGUGUAUGAUGAGGACACGUUUGGAGAGCCCAACUUUGUUGGACAGGCCACUUAUCCUGUGACCUGCCUCAAAUCUGGUUACCGCAGUGUCCCUCUGAAGAAUGGCUUCUCGGAGGAAAUGGAAAUGGCAGCAUUAUUGAUCCAUGUGGACAGGAGAAAUCCAAAGGAGUCUGAUGACAGUGAAAUAUACUCAUGCAUUCAAGAUUUGAGAGACAAAAAAGAAAAUUUAGUAUCCAACAUAAAUGAAUUGAUGCGGGUAGGGCAGUUUGAUCGAGCUAACAGGCUGCAGGAGGACCUGAAAGAGACGGAACAGGAUCUGCUGCAGAAAAGUGCAGAGAGGCGGCAGAGAAAGUUUGCUAGUAGCCGCCCCAUUGUCUAUAGUAGGAACUCGAACAACUGAAGACUUCAUAACCUUUAACCGACCAAAAACUCAUGCCCCAUCGAUCUUACCAUCUUACCUGUGAUACACACUGUUGCCAUAGCAUUGACUUCUUUAUCUGCUGAUGACCUAAGAUAGUGGGUAGCCUCUUUAUGCCAGAACUUCAUUUGUGAUAUGCUGUGCAGUGGUGAUGAUUUUUGAAAUAAGUCAUUCUGGUUGAUGCAUGUACUUGUAGUUAUAAUUGAUGUAGAAGUUUGAUUACCUCAGCCAAGAGGAUUACAUUUUGUAAUUAUAAAUUAUGUUUAGUAAUUAUGAAAUUGUUGUAGUUUGUGUAUUAAUUUUGUGUCAGACGUGUUCAAAGAGAUUCAUGACCUGGAUGGGUUAUUUUCUCUAGCUGUUGAAAUACUGGACACAACCAGCUGUUUUUCUUGUCAUGAACUAAUUAUGGCAAUGCUUUUGCUGAAAGUGCUAAUUAUUGAGUGUUUUUUAAUUUCAUUAUAAAUAUCAUUACUUUCUGAAGGGUGUCACGAUAAAAGUGCUUGAUUUCUUUAAACUGGAACACUGUACAGUACUGUGUUUGCCCCAAUAAUCACUGUCCCUAUGCGUACAUGAUUAAACUAUUUUCUGUUUGAGUUGUAUAUUCAUGUAACCAUAUGAAAGUUUUAGGUUGAGCUGCAAUGUAUUCUGGCAGUGUUUUGAUGUGUGUAGUCUUUGAAUACUAAUUACCUACUUGAAUGCAUGUGGAUAUUUACCAACACCACAAAAUAUCUAUAAAUAGCCACCCUCAUUGCCAAAGUUGAAGAAGUGCUUGGGCAUUUAUUGGGGCAAUGCAAUGAUUCCUGUUCUUGUUUAGCAAGAAUCACAUAUUCUGUAUGGAUUGUAAUGGUACAUCUUCACUUGUUUGUAUAGAUUUUCAUAGUUGAAGUUCAGAUUUCAUUUUCUUGAUAUGCCAAAUUUUUUUUCAUGCAAGAUGUUUGUUUUAUGGAUAUAGUAUCUGUGGUUUGUAUGGAUACUUGCAGCCAUUUUUGAAUUUAUUUCUAGUUGUAUAAUUACCAGCACGUAAGGAUUACAUAUACUAUGUCCAUUGUUUGUCUGUCUGUGCCACUGAGACUUUAAGACCAUUGACAUAUUAUGAGCUUUGAUAUUUAGCAUAAUCAAAUUUUGAGAAUAUGAAGUGUUUGAGUUUAGCUGUCAAAAGUUUUGUUUUAAGUAAGUGAACUCCCCAGCUUUUGAGCACAACUGCACAGAAUGCUAGAACUAUUCUUAUGGUUCAAAUAUAUUUGCUACUUAAACCUAUCCACUUGAAAAUUUGUAUGGCGAUUCCAAUUUUGAAAGGGUUUUGGAAGAACUACAUUUUGUGGCAGAAGGAUUCUUUAAUCAAAAAGAUCUAAAUUUGCACAAUUUUACAGUUUCUGUUUUAUCCGACAUAUCAUCAAUAAUAAAUAUAGGCGUGUAUUUUAAUUUUGUAAUUUAUGAUACAAGUAGCAGAUACUUUGAACUAAUUUAAAUGUUGUAAAUUCAUUAAUUUUGUUGAUAUGGUUUUUGUAAACAGAAUGCUGAUUCUGAAAACUCUCUACAUGUAUAUUGGUUUACCUGAAAUUUUAUAUGAAAAUUCAUCAUUUUGGCCAAUAAUUUAAAAGUAUCCAUAACCUCUACAUUCUAAAGUUCUAUCUUGAAUAUAAAGGCAAGACCUUGUGAUUUAUGUGCAAUUAGAUAAAAACAAUACUCCAACUAUGUUCUUUUGAGCUCUCAAAUUUUCCCAUGUAUUAAGUGCAAAAAGGUAAUUAUUUCCAAUCUAUAUUGUUAGAAGACACGAGUGUGUACAUUGUAUUUAUUUGAUGGUUGAUUUGUGUUGCUUAUGUUAUGUUGACACCAACAGAUACUUUAUGUGAAUGAAUUGUUAGUAAAUUUUAAGUUUAACACACUGUAGCUCAAUAACAAGUCCUUUAGAUUUCAUAAAUCUCCUUCAAUGUAGAAAACAAUGAUAUACUUCCCUAAUAAUUGACAAAACUACAAACCUCAGGAGAGAGCCGCUUUAAAAGUGUUGCAACAGUUGUAUCAGGGAAAGUUGUAUUAUUCAAAGGUAGUGAUCCAGUGGCCAAAUCAAAUUUAGAAAUUUGAUUAGUGUUAGUGAUAAUGUGAACAACAAAUGGCAGACCAUACAAAAUAAAACCUUAUAGCAGAAGUGUAUUUUUACACAAAUUUCACUGGGGGGUUUUCUCCAGCAUAUAAAACAGACAUAAAGUGAGACCACUACACAUUUAUUUAUAGAAAAUCGUGUAUUAGUAAUAAUGCAAUAAACUGCAAAUUUAUAGAAAAUUGUGUAUUAGUAAUAAGGUAAUAAACUACAAAUUUUGUCCAUAGAUUUCUAAAUUUGAAUCAAUUAUAUGAAGAGGCAUUACAUGAAUUGCAAGAAUCUAGGUUCCGAAUAUGCUUUAUUUUGAAUAUGGACAUUUUAGUUUUAUUAAGUUUUUUGAAACUGAUUGUAUUCACAAGUUCAACAAAUGAUUAUACAAAGACUUCAUCUAUAGCCUCAUGAAAUGUAGCGCUUGCAUUUCAUCAUAUACAAUACCAUAACAGAUUUGACAACUCUGAGGAAAACAAAACGAGACUACAAAUGACCAGUUGAAUCAAAAAAAAAAAUAAAAAAGAACAUCCCCAAAACAGUUCUUUUUUUACACAAUGAACACCACCAUUGGAGAUUACUCAUUGUAACAUAUCCAUUUAUAUAUGACUACCUACAUUGACUGCUCUUUCAUCCUUUUUCUGUUGAUUUUUAAUGAACUAUUUCCAGUAAAUUGGUGAAAGUAACUCAACUAGAUAUUCCGUGGUGGAAUUUCUUUCUGUAUUAACAAUAGUGUAGUUAUUAUAUUUGUUUAUAUUUUGUUGAGAACAGUUAAUAAUUUAGCUCAUUUAUACUCCAUGUUUUUUAUGAUAUACAUAAUGAUUAUCUAUGUUGUUUUAUUGAACUAUAUAAUGUCUCAGGCUGGACACUUUUGAUUGGUAAAAUGGUUCUCGCUUCCUCCCACCAUUCACAUGAUUUUAUACGAUGUUAAGGAGAGUAAACUAAUUAUUUUGUCAAAUAGCAAAUAUGUCAAUUAAUUUACAUCUUUUUUCAAAUGAAAUGCGCAAUGCAUAGAGAUUCAGAUGGAGUUUUUUUUUCUGAAAAAGAAAUAGAUAUAUCUAGAAAAGAAAUAAAUGAUGUGUAUAUGUUACAUUCUUAUUUUCUAGGAGGAUUUUGUAACACCAGAUGUUAAUAAACUUGAAUAACUUUUUCGUUCAAUAAAAAUAGAUACCAAGAGUCUAA
Molecule: messenger RNA, 7371 nt
Organism: Ostrea edulis (European flat oyster)
Lineage: Eukaryota; Metazoa; Mollusca; Bivalvia; Ostreida; Ostreidae
Product: 1-phosphatidylinositol 4,5-bisphosphate phosphodiesterase gamma-1-like
Exons: 33
Coding region: 240-4085 (1281 amino acids)
Biological process (GO): positive regulation of epithelial cell migration; phospholipid catabolic process; phosphatidylinositol-mediated signaling
Molecular function (GO): protein binding; phosphatidylinositol-4,5-bisphosphate phospholipase C activity
Source: RefSeq, a predicted model, not a curated record